AUGCCCGGAGAUGAAAAGGGUCUUGAUUUGAUGAGUGAUGGGGAAGGCCAGAUUGACAAUGCUACACAAUCACUGUUGGCCUCGUCACCAGAGAAUACCGAGGAUAGGGCAUCCCAUUCGCCCGCAACUUUACCUUCAAACCAACCCGCAUCUGAUAGCCGCCCUGACGCGCAGCGCCAAUCUUCCAUAGUUCGUCCUCCUCCUGACGGACAACCCCGUACGCCCCGAACAACGAACAGAGUUCAGUUUGACCUGCACCCCGAUGGAGGAGAGGACGAUCAAUCUUCCAACGGACGCGCCCACAGUCCCGACAGCGAUACGCUAUGGCUGGACGACGACGAUUACGAGCUCGGCGAUCGAGGCGGAUCCGGGCUCCGGAAUACAGGGCAAACCGUUCCCCUGUUGACCAACAUUGAGGCUCCGAGUGUGACAUUGGCCACUUCUGAGGACUUUUUCCCCGAGGACCACUUGGAGACUGCCCGGCCGAGGAGUGGAAUGAAUAUGGCCUUCAUGAAUAUGGCCAACAGUAUCAUCGGCGCUGGGAUCAUUGGACAACCGUAUGCACUGCGCCAAGCUGGAUUGGCUACGGGGAUCCUGCUGCUUACGGUCCUGACCGUGACCGUGGAUUGGACAAUCCGUCUGAUUGUCAUCAACUCCAAAAUGAGUGGAGCCGAUUCUUUCCAAGCUACCAUGCAACAUUGCUUCGGAAGAAGUGGGUUAAUCGCCAUCUCCAUUGCGCAAUGGGCAUUCGCAUUCGGUGGCAUGGUAGCCUUUUGUAUCAUUGUCGGAGAUACAAUUCCAUAUGUCCUGGGUGCCCUCUUUCCAUCACUUCGGGAGAUGACUUUUUUGUGGUUGCUGACGGACCGUCGCGCGGUAAUCGUGCUGUUUGUCCUCGGCAUUUCUUAUCCUUUGUCUCUGUACAGAGACAUUGCCAAGUUGGCAAAAGCUUCCGCACUGGCUUUAGUCAGUAUGACCAUUAUUGUCAUCACUGUUAUCACCCAAGGCUUCCGCGUCCCAUCGGAAUCGCGGGGCGACAUCAAAGAUCACCUGAUAAUAGACUCGGGUUUUUUUCAAGCAGUGGGAGUAAUAUCCUUUGCUUUUGUCUGCCACCACAACAGCCUCCUAAUCUACGGGUCACUCAAGAAGCCGACCCUUGACCGAUUUGCGACUGUAACUCAUUACUCUACGGGGGUGUCUUUGAUAAUGUGUCUAGCAAUGGGGACUGCCGGAUUUUUAUCAUUCGGUUCCAAAACGCAGGGAAACGUGCUGAACAACUUUCCGUCUGACAACAUUCUGGUCAACAUCGCUCGACUUUGCUUUGGCCUCAACAUGUUGACCACUCUCCCUCUCGAGGCUUUCGUGUGUCGCUCCGUGAUGACCACAUAUUACUUUCCGGACGAGCCUUUCGACCCGCAUCGGCACUUGAUAUUCACAACAGCCCUAGUUUUGACUUCUAUGGCGCUCGCCUUGGUGACGUGCGACCUUGGUAGUGUAUUUGAACUAAUCGGUGCAACAAGCGCAGCCGCCCUCGCCUACAUCUUCCCUCCGCUGUGUUAUAUCAAACUCAGCAGUGUCUCGCGGCGGGAAAAGAUUCCAGCGUACGCAUGUGUUGCUUUCGGACUCAUUGUCAUGGGCGUUAGUGUCUUGCAAGCUACUGCAAAAUUAAUUAGGAAUGACAGUGAAGGCGGAUCAUGCGGUGCUUAG
Penicillium diatomitis is the source of this 1704-nucleotide messenger RNA. Its product is annotated as putative amino acid transporter. The record is from RefSeq and is a predicted model, not a curated record. NCBI's taxonomy places the organism in Eukaryota, Fungi, Ascomycota, Eurotiomycetes, Eurotiales, Aspergillaceae. Gene Ontology annotation, biological process: amino acid transmembrane transport. The transcript has 6 exons. Gene Ontology annotation, molecular function: amino acid transmembrane transporter activity. The coding region runs from base 1 to 1704 and encodes 567 amino acids. Gene Ontology annotation, cellular component: endoplasmic reticulum.